Messenger RNA from Closterium sp. NIES-67, 1867 nucleotides. Lineage: Eukaryota; Viridiplantae; Streptophyta; Zygnematophyceae; Desmidiales; Closteriaceae. The record is from the annotation of a GenBank genome assembly.
UCAGGCAACAGAAAUAAUUGCUAAGGGGAGAGUGUUGCGAGAAAGAACAGGCGAGCAAACCCUGAUUUUCUCCUGUGUGAUCCUUGGCUGCCUGCUCUUCAGUUCUUUCGACUUCUGCCUGAAGCACGGCAAUACAGAUUCAGCUCACCAGAUUCACGCAAGCUCGGAGUUGUUUGGGUGUACUAGUUUCUAACCUCGUUCUCUGUUAGUCUUAGUGCUAGUUUGACGUUUGUAGAGAAUCGUAACUUGCAGCAAUGGCGAAUCAAGAGGAGGUUUGGGAGAGGGAUCCUCUUUUCAAAAAGCUACGAGCCAAAUCCGAGAACAAGAUGUGCUUCGACUGCAAUGCGAAGAAUCCCACGUGGGCGUCGGUCACUUACGGAGUCUUCAUAUGCCUCGACUGUUCAGCGAUGCACCGCAGCCUCGGCGUCCACGUCAGCUUUGUCAGGUCGACAACCCUUGACGGCUGGAGCGUUGAGCAACUGAAGAUCAUGGCGUUCGGAGGAAACGGCCGAGCGCGGGCCUUCUUCAAGCAGCACGGAUGGACGGACGGAGGCAAGAUCGAGCAGAAGUACACCUCUAGAGCCGCUGAGCUGUACCGGCAGCUGCUGGCAAAGGAGGUCGCUAAGAGCUUCACCGGCGGCGCACAGACAUCCCUGCCUUCCCCGACAUCGUCUAGCGGCCAAACAGCUGCGAAUGGUGGUGCUGCAGCGGCGGCGCCCGCUGCUGAGGAGACCCCGGCUCCUGCCGCUGCUGCUCCUGCUGCUCCUGCUGCUGCAGCGUCGCGAGUGUCUCCGAUUACAAGGAAGCCGGCGAGCGUCACUGCGAAGAAGACGACCGCUAAGUCGUCCGGCCUCGGGGUUAAGAAACUCACGACGAAGCCUAACGAGAGUCUGUACGACCAGAAGCCAGUGGAGGCAGCGCCCAAAGUGGGCGUGGUGGAGCCCAAGCCGUCGCGCUUCACGUAUAACGAGGCCUCCUCGCAGCCAGGCGCCGGAUCGGGCAGAGGCGGCCAUGUAGCCGCGCCCGUGGCGUCUGGGGAUUUCUUCAAUGGCUUCUCGGGAAGGAUCGGGGCUGUCCCCAGCAACAGGCCUAAGCCCCCACCUCAGCCGAUUGAGGAGUCAGACGAAGCCCGGAGGAAGUUCGCUGGGGCCAAGGCGAUUUCGUCGCAGCAGUUCUUUGACCGGGAUAACAAGGAGCUGCAGGCGCAGAACCAAGAGCGGCUGCAGAAGUUCCAGAACUCGUCGUCCAUUUCCAGUGCGGCGUUCUUUGAUCGGGACGAGGGCAACCAGGGCGGCGGCGGGGAGGGCUCUCUGGAUAGCGUUGCUGCGGACCUACUGGGAGGGCUUUCCGUUGGGGCUGUGGCAGAGCAGACUGGGCAGGCUCUAUCAUCCUUCGCCUCCAGCAUCCUGGCUGACCUACAGGACCGAAUCCGAUAGGCUGGCUGUGGGUGAGGGGAGGAGCUGCUGCAUUGGGAAGACUUCUAAAUUCACAGAAACAUGUGGCACACUCGUACGGUACAUCUUGCGCGUGACCAUACCAACGCCAGUGGUUGUGGUGCCCUUUUCUUUCGCAUUUGCCAGCAGACAACCACCGGAUCACCCUGUCACAUGUCCAUGCCAGCACAUGCGUGGGUAAGAGAGGCUCUCAUACGCAGUAACGUAGGAAAGGGCAUAGUGGAUUGCAUUGGGGAUGGAGGUAAGGUUGUAGUUCACUACAGAACACAGCACAUGGGGUGCCUUACGUUGACAUGGUUGCAUGUUGCAAUGUGCACAGAGAACCACCUGCUUAUUGAUGUGAGUGAAUUGGGAUAACCUUAGAUUUGUAGACCAUAUCAAUGUUUCGAAUACAAUAAUUUCAUUCUUCGAGU